This is a messenger RNA of Saccostrea cuccullata (small rock oyster), 1596 nucleotides long. Its product is annotated as protein eyes shut homolog. The transcript has 10 exons. NCBI's taxonomy places the organism in Eukaryota, Metazoa, Mollusca, Bivalvia, Ostreida, Ostreidae. The annotation marks the transcript as partial. The record is from RefSeq and is a predicted model, not a curated record. Gene Ontology annotation, cellular component: membrane.
AUGAAUACUGUAGGGAAAAGGCUUUGUGAUCCUUCAAGAGGUCAAUGUCAUGGCUGUGUUGAUGGCAGAUCCGGACUCUUUUGCGAAACAGAAGUUGUAGAAAAUAAUCCCUUAACAGAAACUACUUCACUUGUGAUAGCAGUCGUCAUUUUAUCCUUGUUUAUAAUCCUAAUGGUCGUGGUUUUUCUUGCCUGCGUCCUGAAGAGGAAAUGCCAAUCCUCCCAUUCUACUAAUGCAGGACAAGAUUACGAAACCACUCUUAGUACAAAAGACAAAAAUCUCGCCUUUAAUAAAACUGUGACAGUCAGUAAGAGAUACAACAAGGACUACUUUGCACCGAGUAAGGUUGUGGACGGAAACUGGAGUAUUUACCAGCUGCAAUGCGCACUGACAGCUUCCGGUCAGAAGGAGGCUUUGUUAACGAUAGACCUCGGGGAGAAUAAAAAUGUUGCAUCAAUAACGAUGGUUCAUGGGACUUUAGGUUUCGGUUCAUACACAUUACUAUCCUCUGACUCUGGCCUCCGUUCUGAUUCUGAUGGAGAGGGACCAGUCCAAACCGCCAGACCAAGUAAAAGCAUUUGUAAAGAUAGCUUUGAUGAAAAAGAUGCCCAGGUCGUGUGCUUGGCAUGGGGAUCUCUACCAGAUAAUCCUUCCUACACGUAUUAUGAAGCCGGCUCUCUGGCUUCAAUUUAUGAAUAUGUCUUUAACUGUGAAGGGAAUGAAGUUAACAUGAAUAGAUGUCCAAAAGAACUAAAAGGCUGUUCAUCAAUGGAGGCUGUAGCUGUAAAAUGUAAAAGGGGGAAUACAUUGUCUGGAUUUUCUGUAUAUGUAUCUGAUACAGAAGACUGGAGGUCAGGGACUCUGUGUUACCAACAUGACAUACAACAAAUACCACCUCUUAAAGUCACUAUUGACUGUGUUACUUCCGGUCGCUACAUCACUUUUUACAACACAAGGAAUUUGACGUCAUUUCCAGGUGUUUCCGAAUUCUCAUACAUUGCCGCUUGCGAAAUUGCAGUUAAUGGUUGUGACUUGGGGUUUUAUGGUGUGAACUGUACACAGUGUCCGAAAAACUGUUUGAAUAACUCGUGCCACUUUCAGACAGGUGAAUGUGUGGAUUGUGUAGUCGGAUACACUGGAGCAAGCUGUGAAACAGCAUGUUCGUCUGGUAAUUAUGGUCAAGGAUGUGCUUUCAAAUGCGGAAACUGUUUUGAAAACAAUAUAUGUAACAAAGUGAAUGGAUCAUGCCCUGGACAGUGUUCUCCUGGAUGGAUCGGAGAUAAAUGUGAUCGAGUGUGUGUAAAUGGAUACUUUGGUCUGAAUUGUGGGUUGUCGUGCAAUAUUCCUAACUGUAAAAACAGUACAUCUUGUGACGUCGUCACAGGGGAGUGUCUUGAAGGAUGUAUCGAGGGUUUGGCCGGGAAGACCUGUAAUGAGUGUGAGGGGAACUUUUAUGGUGAAAGAUGUAACAUGACAUGCAGUAAAUUUUGCAAGGAUGGCGUCUGUAUUCGUACAACAGGUCAGUGUAGAGAUUGUAUUCAUGGCAGAUCCGGAUUUUUCUGUGAAACAAAAGUUACCGAAAUAAUCCCAGUGCAG